Thlaspi arvense is the source of this 915-nucleotide messenger RNA. NCBI's taxonomy places the organism in Eukaryota, Viridiplantae, Streptophyta, Magnoliopsida, Brassicales, Brassicaceae. The record is from the annotation of a GenBank genome assembly.
AUGGGAACUACGUUGCUUUUGGUCCACGCAAGUGCUCGCAAUUUGCAGCAAACUCAGAACAUGCCUCUUCAUGGAGCUACUGCUCCUAACGAAGCUGAGUCUCCUACCGUCAAUGUCCCUCUGGAAGACCGUAAGAAUUUCAUAGUCGGUGGUGCUGCUGGAAUAGGCGGUUUCAUGGGAAUGCCAGGUGGUGGUGGUGGGACCGGUUUGACAUUGCCACUUCCGUCCGGGACGCCGCUUCUUGGUGGGUCCGGUGCGUUUGGUGGUUUGGGCGGUGCAAUGGGCUUUCCUGGUGUUGGAGCUAAUGGUGGUGGUUCUGUUCCGAGCUCAGGAGGUGGUUUGAUGGAGGUCUUCACGGACGAGUCCCCGCAUGCGGAGACCUUCCGGGCUCUCUGUACCGGCGAGGAAGGCAUCGGGAAGUUUGGUGUACCACUCCACUAUAAGGGAUCACUCAUCGACCGUGUGGUCCCAAAUCAAAUAUGGGAUGGAGGGGAUUUCCGUUUCGCGUACCAAUGUUCGUAUAUCCCAAUGCUCGGCAACCAUCGAUACUCGGGAAAUAAGCCCAUCAGGAAGCACGACCGUCCAGGUCUCCUCUCCAUGUACCACAAUGGUCGUCAAGAGACCAUUAAUCCUCAGUUCAACCUCGUCAUGGCGGAGGAUCCUGAUCGCGACUAUGAGUGCGUCGUGGUCGGACAAGUUACUAGUGGAUUUGAUUUAAUCAAUUACGUUAAGGAGAUGGCCAGAAAAGAAUACCCUUACGUUCCCGUGACAAUCGACAACUGCGGCCAGAUUCUUCCUUGUGGUUCUGUAACAAAGGAGAAGUCCCACGCCUUUGCAUUAGCCUUCUUUGAGAAGCUGGAUCGCCUUUACUUAGAUCCGAUAAAAUUUUAUCCUACAACUACAAUAACGAGUUAA